Molecule: messenger RNA, 630 nt
Organism: Soboliphyme baturini
Lineage: Eukaryota; Metazoa; Nematoda; Enoplea; Dioctophymatida; Soboliphymatidae
Source: the annotation of a GenBank genome assembly
UUGAAAAGGUCAAGAGAUAAACGCUCAACCAUUACGAAACUUUUUUUAGGAAAUACUCAUGUCCACGCUGACCAUGUCACUGGAACCGGUGAAAUACAGAAGCUUGUUCCAGACUGUAAAACCUUUCUGUCGGCUAGGAGUAACGGCAAAUGUGAUAUCAAACUGCAUGACAAAGACAAACUGAAAAUCGGAAAGCUAGAAAUCGAAGCCCUGUGCACCCCUGGCCACACUGACGGUUGUAUGACAUUCGUCUGCCAUCCGCUGCGUUUGGCACUCACCGGCGAUACUUUGCUGAUAAGAGGAUGCGGACGAACGGAUUUUCAGCAAGGCGAUCCCCAUCUGCUGUACAGAUCAGUUCAUAAUCAGAUUCUGUCUCUUCCUAAAGACUUCCUGCUCUUUCCUGGACAUGAUUAUAAAGGAUUAUCUGUUUCGUCUGUCGAAGAGGAAAUCAAGCUCAACCCUCGCCUUACUCUUCCGGAAGAGAAAUUCGUGAAACUAAUGAAUGAGCUGAAUUUACCGAUGCCAAAGCAAAUAAAUAAAGCGGUUCCCGCCAACAUGGUAAACGGACAGGUGGAGUUGAUGACGGAAGAAAUUAAGAAGCUGGUUAUGGAAACAGCCAAAAUUCAUUAA